AUGCCUCUUGUUACUAUGGAUAUGAACUUGAACGUCUCUUUAAAGAAAGCUGGAAUUACUCCCAAUAUUGUCCCCGAGGAUUUCACUCCUUCUACUCUGGUCAGUGCCACUUACGCUAACGGUGAAGAUGUUGCUUUGGGUAACUUUAUUAAGCCUUCAGAAUCCGCUGAUACUCCCAAAGUGACAUUUAUUGCUCCUGAUGAAACUGCAGAAUAUACUCUUUUAGUGGUUGAUCCUGAUGCUCCUACUAAGGAAGAUCCCAAGUGGGGUCCUUAUCGUCAUUGGGUUAUUACAAACAUUCCUGCUUCUGGUGAUUUCAGUAAAGGUAAUGCCUUGGCGCCUUAUAAUGGUCCUGCUCCUCCACCCAAGACUCGCGAUCAUCGUUACAUCUUUUUGCUUUACAAGCAACCCAGAACUCAAGCAGACUUCGGUACUUUAGCUAAAGAGAGCAACAACUGGGAUUUCAAAGCCUUCGCUAACCAACAUAAUCUUGAAUUGAUUGGCGUUAACUUUUUCAUUUCUCGUAAUGAUGAUAACUAA
This is a messenger RNA of Mucor velutinosus, 540 nucleotides long. RefSeq lists its product as uncharacterized. The transcript has 4 exons. The record is from RefSeq and is a predicted model, not a curated record. The coding region runs from base 1 to 540 and encodes 179 amino acids. Gene Ontology annotation, molecular function: peptidase inhibitor activity; phospholipid binding. Lineage: Eukaryota; Fungi; Mucoromycota; Mucoromycetes; Mucorales; Mucoraceae. Gene Ontology annotation, biological process: regulation of proteolysis; regulation of Ras protein signal transduction.